Messenger RNA from Drosophila willistoni, 1200 nucleotides. It is a transcript of the gene Tengl2, whose product is annotated as endonuclease G, mitochondrial. Gene Ontology annotation, biological process: apoptotic DNA fragmentation. The record is from RefSeq and is a predicted model, not a curated record. Gene Ontology annotation, cellular component: mitochondrial inner membrane; nucleus. The transcript is spliced from 2 exons. The coding region runs from base 95 to 1063 and encodes 322 amino acids. Gene Ontology annotation, molecular function: single-stranded DNA endonuclease activity; RNA endonuclease activity; metal ion binding. Lineage: Eukaryota; Metazoa; Arthropoda; Insecta; Diptera; Drosophilidae.
UUUUUUUGUUCUGUUGUAGUAAACCGGAAUAAUAAAAUUGUAAUUUUAUUUAGAAACUAUGUAAGAUUUUGGAUACGAAAACCAGCUGUGUACAAUGAAGCUUCGUUGGCAUCUAUUGGGUCUGGGCAUUCUACUCGGCCUCGGCACAGCUGGAUUUUCAUUUGCAGCUGGCAUAUACUAUCAACAUGAGCAUGCCACCCAGAGAUUACAACAAUUAAUACAACAAAAUCCCUAUGCCUACUACAUAAGAUCAAAAAUCUACAAAGUGUUUGCCUUCUUCAAAACUCCGGAUGAUGAGGAGAAUGCUAAUCAUCGCUUGGGUAGAAUUAUGAAAUACGGAUUUCCCGGACUAGAUGACAUACGACUCUAUAGUGACUUUGUCCUCUCCUACGAUCGACGCAAUCGUGUGGCUCAUUGGGUUUGCGAGCAUUUGCAAAAGAAAGAUCUAUCGACAACGACACAUGUGGGUCGAGCACAUGCCAGUUUCCAACCAGAUUUGAGUGUACCAUCGAAUUUUCGUUCAAGUCUGGCGGAUUAUCGACGAUCUGGAUUCAAUCGUGGUCACUUAGCAGCAGCUGGAAAUCAUCAUAGCCAUCAGACUCAUUGCAAUGAGACAUUCUAUCUGACCAAUAUAGCUCCACAGAUAGGCAAGGGUUUCAAUAGCGGUGCUUGGAAUAAUUUGGAAAUUUAUGUUCGAGAUCUAACAUUGCGAUAUGGAUCGGUUUAUGUCUGCACAGGACCAUUGUAUAAGCCCAAGCAGAGAUGUGAUGGCAAAUUGAGUGUGGAGUAUGAGAUGAUCGGACCUAAUUUAGUGGCUGUUCCCACACACUUUUUUAAAGUCAUUAUGGUCGAAUCAAAAGUGCCAUUAGGAAAACCCUAUAUGGAGGGUUAUGUACUUCCAAACGCUACAAUACCUGAUAAUUUGCCACUAAGAUCCUUUCUUUGUGAUAUACGAGAAAUUGAACACUAUGCAGGACUGAAAUUCUUCGAUGGUCUGAGAAGAAGCGCAAUCUUCGGUAGUAAUUAUCCAAGCGAAUCGCAAGUUUUUCGAGAUUUCGGUUGACAUUUCAGUAGGUCAGCCGUAUCGUUUCAGAAAAACAUAUUGACAAUUUGUAAAAAAAAAGUUUGAAAUAUUUUGUAUUAUGCAAAAGCGAAAAUCCCAAAUAGAAAGCUAAAUUAAAAGUUAAGUAUGUCAUUCAA